AUGACUAGGGCCUGCGCUUUCGAGGGCAGUGCGCCCAGGCAGCACAAGGAGCUUGUUAAAACCGUGCAGCUGGAAGGCCAGGUUUUGCUUAAGAUUAUCCAGCACUGCAGCGAGGCGCUUCCUCAACUUGUAACGGGUCAGCUGCUCGGGCUGGAUGUUGGCCAGCAGUUGGAGGUGACGGAUUGUUUUGCUUUCCCGGCAGCUGUUGCUGACGAUGACGCCGAGGCGGAGUCCGCUGGCGCCAACUAUCAGCUGGAAAUGAUGCGCUGCUUGCGUGAGGUUAAUGUGGACAACAACACAGUUGGAUGGUACCAGUCCGCCAACAUGGGCACAUUCCAAACUCUGGAGCUGAUAGAGACUUUCAUCAACUACCAUGAAAAUAUAAAGAAGUGCGUGUGUAUUAUUUAUGAUCCACAGCGCUCUUCGCGCGGAAACCUGGCACUCAAAGCUGUCCGGCUGAAGGAGUCGUUCAUUGAGUUGUCCAAGGAGCAGAAGCUGACACUGAAGGGCUUCCGGGAGGCCGGCCUGUCGUGGCGGGAUAUUUUUGUGGAGCUCCCCAUCAAGGUCCGCAACUCGAAUCUUGUGCAGGCGCUCGUGGCAGACUUGAUUCCAGCGCCCACGGCCACCCAGGCUGACGUCGACAAGCUCAACUUGUCGGUGGCCCCCUUCCUUGAGCGCAAUAUCCAGAGCCUUGUAGAGUGCGUUGACGACAUUGUGCAGGAACAGCAAAAGGUAACUAUGUACCACAAGACUGUGGCGCGGCAGCAGCAGCUUUAUUCAGCAUGGCUGGUGAAACGCCGGCAAGAGAACACGCAGCGGCUGCAGGACAAUCUGGAAGCACUGCCGGAGGAGGACCCGACGCUCUUCAAGCCGAUUCCGGAACCUUCCAUGCUGGACAACUACCUGGUCACCAACCAGAUCGCGACCUACUGUGAUCAGAUCAAUAUUGCUGCCAGUGAGGCCAUCCAAAAGCUGUUUCUCAUGGAGAGCAUGCAGAAGGCAGGCCUGUGAGGGAACAGGCAGCUGGGGGGUUUGAUUGGAAAUGGAUAAGCGUUCGCGGCAGCCGUGUUUUAGGCCGUGAAUGCGGUACAGGUGACGCGUCUGUAUGGCAAGUGGUACAGCGUGACACGUAAGUUUGCACGGCCAAUGACAUUUGUGGCAGAAGGAUGGGUUGCGCAUGUUGGCAGGCAGCUGACCCGAAAGCCAUCGUUCUAUUAUGGAGUGCAUGGGCGGGUGUCUGGGGUUUGGGGCGCGGAACCUGGUGGAUCACUUGGUAGCGGCAUUGUGCAGCGGGCCAGCCCACACUCUGUAUGUUCUUAAUGCAGCCCGCCUUCCUUGGUUCGAACAAACAUGCGGAUUGGUGAGGCCCGGGCUGUGCAUGUGGGUUUGCCAGGAAAUGUAGUUAUUGUUGUAGACGUGGGGCAUGCGAUAAGCUGUCUUCAAGGAGCCAUAGGGGCUUGCAGUGAGCAGGCUUUGGUCGUCAUCGCAUAAACCCGCUCUGUGCAACUGCAGCGGCACGGCCUCGGACGCGGCUUUACAUUAGGGCAUGCUUCAAGAGAGGACGCAGGAGUGAUGCACAUGAGGGGGACGGUUGGUUCCAUGCCAGUGUGCUGGCGCGGACGCGUUACUUUAUACGCGUUACUUUAUAACUCUUCAUGUAAUGAUUAGGUAUCCCAGC
Molecule: messenger RNA, 1678 nt
Organism: Volvox carteri f. nagariensis
Lineage: Eukaryota; Viridiplantae; Chlorophyta; Chlorophyceae; Chlamydomonadales; Volvocaceae
Gene: eif3H
Product: eukaryotic translation initiation factor 3h
Exons: 4
Coding region: 1-1011 (336 amino acids)
Cellular component (GO): eukaryotic translation initiation factor 3 complex; cytoplasm; cytosol
Molecular function (GO): protein binding; metallopeptidase activity; translation initiation factor activity
Source: RefSeq, a predicted model, not a curated record